CCGAGGGUCCCCUCCUCCUGGGCAGUUCAAACUCAGAAGAUUUAAGUUGCUAAUCUGGUUUUUGUUAUUUUCUUUGAAAAAAUUGUAUUGAUUUGUCAUUUGCCUAGAGUAUCCGUCGAGCAUUCGCUACCGUUGGAUUCCGGUGUGAGCACGUUCUCUCAUGGGCAGACACAUCUCCACCAAAUGCUCUAGCUGUGCUCGCUGGUUCUGAGAAAUUUACUCGAAAUUCCUUUUAGAAGCUCGCAAAUUGAACUAGUAUCGGGCCCUGAUGCACCGCUUAGAAUUUCGGUGUUUCCAUGUCGACAAUGUUCAUCAUCAUCUUCUAAAGAAAGUUCCCAUCCCCCUUAUUCAUCAUCACUGAUUUCUCCCCUCGGACACAUUCGUUCUUCUUCUCUUCCCCGCAAUUUCUCGGGCGGGGACGGGGUGCAUAAAGAGAAGGACAUCUGCCUACUCGCACGGGACUAGGACCAAUUAAUUUCCUCUUUUGCUGGAUCCUCUACUUCCGCGCGCAAGAUCGGCCUGAGGUGCGGCGGCAAAUCUUGUCGAAAAAUCGAGGGUUCAACUGAAGCCGAUAUGCCCAACGUCAAGUCCGCCGCUGGUCCCGGUGCCAUCCCUGCCGGACCCUCCGGCGGCGACGGUGAAGUGGAGGCAGGGUUCGCCAAGCUGCAGGGUGAGGAUUUCGAGUACUACAUGCAGACCUACUCCAUCAUGCUGGGCCGCAACAGCAAGAAAUCCACGGUGGAUGUGGAUCUCUCCAGCCUUGGUGGAGGGAUGAACAUCUCGCGCCAUCACGCGCGGAUAUUCUAUGACUUCCAGCGCCGCCGCUUCGCGCUCGACGUCAUCGGCAAGAACGGCUGCCUUGUUGAAGGUGUCCUGCACCUCCCCGGAAAUCCUCCUGUUAAGCUUGACUCGCAGGACCUCCUUCAGAUUGGAGACAAGAAGUUUUAUUUCCUAUUGCCCACGAGGUCCAUCUUUGCCUCGUUCGCUGCUCGGCAAGCCCCUGUUAUUCCUCCGCAGAUCCCGCCGCCAGUGUAUGCGCGGCCAGGGCACCCUCGUGUGUCCGAGUUCCAUGACCGCUUCUCUGAAGGUGAUUAUGGCCGGGACAGUGAUGACAUUGGGAAUGGUGUUGGUGAAGUUGGAAUGAAGGGCAAGCUGAAGAGAACCAAGAAGUCUCCUGGAGAUUUGGACAUCUAUGGUGGACAUAGAAUCAAUGUUGAAGCAAUAGGAACAUUGGGUGAAGACAAUAGAUCAGAAAUAAGAUCAAGGGGUGACAAGGAUGUGGACAACCAUCACAUUCUUCAAAUGGAAGAGAAAGAAGUCGUGUCAUCUGUUGCGACUGUGUUAUCUGACCUCUGUGGCCCCGGCGAAUGGAUGCCUAUGAAAACACUCCAUACAGAGCUUAUGGACCAGUUUGGCAACGUGUGGCACCACACCAGGGUGCGGAAGUACCUGACGGCUGACGACUGGUCGCCCAUUGAAGCCAAGGGGAGGCCAUGGUACGGGCUGCUGGGGCUGCUUAGGAAGUACCCGGAGCACUUCGUCAUCAACACGAAGUCCAAGGGCAGGGCGAUCUCGGAGUUCGUCUCGCUGGUUUCCUUGCUCUCCUAGAGAAGAUCACGGACCAGCGAGGCGAGGCUGUCUCUAAAGCCUUGCUUGUGUUUUGUUCCGCAUCCUGCUGCCGUCAGUCGGUCGGUUUGUUCGUGUCUGGAAGGUCGAGUGGUGUCCUGAAUUUUCUCUCUGCAGUUUGCAUCAGUUAAAUGAACCUUGCUGUACUGUACUGUACUGUACAACCUGGCUGGUUUUCCCCGUGUUUUUACCUCUAGCUCUGUAGUGUCGAGAAUGUUAUGUGGUAACAGGACUGGACUUCUAAGGACUUCUAAGUAUUUUUGCAGUUCGCAUCUUUCAGAUUUAA
Messenger RNA from Hordeum vulgare subsp. vulgare (domesticated barley), 1912 nucleotides. RefSeq names its product FHA domain-containing protein FHA2. The record is from RefSeq and is a predicted model, not a curated record. Lineage: Eukaryota; Viridiplantae; Streptophyta; Magnoliopsida; Poales; Poaceae. Gene Ontology annotation, cellular component: nucleus. The coding region runs from base 574 to 1608 and encodes 344 amino acids. Gene Ontology annotation, biological process: regulation of ribosomal protein gene transcription by RNA polymerase II. The transcript has 4 exons. Gene Ontology annotation, molecular function: protein binding; sequence-specific DNA binding.